AAGAUUUUUCACAACUUUUGUCCAUUAAUUUAAAAGUUUAGGGAUAAAAAAUGUGUAUAUACAGACAUAAUAGAUUAAUUGAUAAAAAGACUAAAAAAAUUCUAUUUUCAUGCACAGACCAUAUUCUUCUCCAAUAUGAGUUUUGUUUAUGUCUCGAAUGAAUUCAAGAACAUAUUCGAAGAAAUUUUGACCGUCGGUUGGAAUGGUUUGUGGAUUCCGAACUGCGAUAAUGGCGGAACCUAAUAAGAUAGCAAUUACAACCCAAGAAGUAAUAAGGACUUGGGCAUGGACUUGGAAAGCUUCGAUUUGCCGAUGUAAAUGUUGGCUGACUUCCACACCAGAGAUAUGGUAUAAUCCAUUUAGUGUGUUGAUAGAACAUGAUGUAAUAUUCAUAUUACUCUCUGACAAAAAUAGAGGCAAAACAAAAUCAACUUGAAUUU
Messenger RNA from Rubroshorea leprosula, 440 nucleotides. Lineage: Eukaryota; Viridiplantae; Streptophyta; Magnoliopsida; Malvales; Dipterocarpaceae. The record is from the annotation of a GenBank genome assembly.